UGCCUACCGCACCCCCACAGAAUGUGCAGACAGAAGCCGUGAAUUCCACGACCAUUCAGUUCCUGUGGAACCCUCCACCUCAGCAGUUCAUCAAUGGCAUCAACCAGGGAUACAAGCUUCUAGCAUGGCCAGCAGAUGUCUCUGAGGCUAUCACUGUGGUCACCAUUGCUCCAGAUUUCCAUGGAGUCCACCAUGGGUAUAUAACCAACUUGAAGAAGUUUACUGCUUACUUCACAUCAGUGCUGUGUUUCACCACUCCUGGGGAUGGGCCUCCAAGCACUCCUCAGCUUGUGUGGACUCACGAGGAUAAACCAGGAGCUGUGGGACAUCUGAGUUUCACAGAGAUUCUGGACACAUCUCUCAAGGUCAGCUGGCAGGAGCCCCUGGAGAAAAAUGGCAUAAUUACAGGCUAUCAGAUUUCCUGGGAGGUGUAUGGAAAGAACGACUCUCGUCUCACACACACUUUGAACAGCACAACCCAUGAGUAUAAGAUUAAAGGCCUGUCAUCUCUCACCACCUACACCAUUGACGUGGCUGCUGUGACUGCUGUGGGCACUGGCCUGCUGACUUCAUCCACCAUUUCUUCUGGAGUGCCUCCAGAUCUUCCUGGUGCCCCAUCCAAUCUGGUCAUUUCCAACAUCAGCCCUCGCUCAGCCACUCUUCAGUUCCGGCCAGGCUAUGACGGGAAGACGUCCAUCUCUAGGUGGAUUGUAGAGGGGCAGGUUGGAGCCAUCGGCGAUGAGGAGGAAUGGGUCAGCCUCUAUGAAGAGGAGAAUGAGCCUGACGCCCAGACACUGGAAAUCCCAAACCUCACACCCUAUACUCAAUACAGAUUUCGAAUGAGGCAAGUGAACAUUGUUGGUCCAAGCCCCUUCAGUCAAUCAUCUCGGGUCAUCCAGACUCUGCAGGCCCCACCCGAUGUGGCUCCAAACAGCAUCACAGUCCGAACUGCCAGUGAGACCAGCCUGCGGCUCCGCUGGGUGCCUCUGCCUGAUUCCCAGUACAAUGGGAACCCCGAGUCCGUGGGCUACCGAAUUAAGUAUUGGCGCUCAGACCUCCAGUCCUCAGCACUGGCCCAAGUCAUCAAUGAUCGACUGGAGAGGGAGUUCACCAUCGAGGAGCUGGAGGAGUGGACUGAAUACGAGCUGCAGAUGCAGGCCUUCAACGCCGUUGGGUCCGGGCCGUGGAGCGAGGUGGUGCGGGGCAGGACACGGGAGUCAGUUCCUUCUGCUGCCCCUGAAAACGUGUCAGCUGAGGCUGUUAGCUCGACCCAGAUUUUACUGACAUGGGCUUCUGUACCUGAGCAGGACCAGAAUGGUCUCAUAUUGGGUUAUAAGGUUCUAUACAGGGCCAAAGAUCUGGAUUCUGAGCCCAGGAGUCACGUCGUGCGAGGGAACCAUACGCAGUCAGUGCUGCUGGCGGGCCUGCGCAAGUUUGUGCUGUACGAGCUCCAGGUGCUGGCCUUCACCCGCAUCGGGAACGGGAUCCCCAGCUCACCCAUCAUCAUCGAGCGCACCAAAGACGACGCCCCAGGCCCACCAGUGAGGCUUGUGUUCCCUGAAGUGAGACUCACCUCAGUGCGGAUCGUAUGGCAACCUCCGGAGGAGCCCAAUGGCAUUAUUCUGGGGUACCAGAUCGCCUACCGCCUGGCCAGUAGCAGCCCCAACACGUUCACUACGGUGGAGGUCGGCGCCACUGUGCGGCAGUUCACAGCCACCGAGCUGGCCCCGGAGUCCGCAUACAUCUUCAGGCUGUCUGCCAAGACGAGGCAGGGCUGGGGGGAGCCUCUGGAGGCCACCGUCAUUACCACUGAGAAGAGAGAGCGGCCGGCGCCCCCCAGAGAGCUUCUGGUGCCCCAGGCAGAAGUGACUGCACGCAGCCUCCGGCUCCAAUGGGUCCCGGGCAGCGAUGGAGCCUCCCCGAUCCGGUACUUUACUGUGCAGGUGCGAGAGCUGCCCCGUGGAGAGUGGCAGACCUACUCCUCGUCCAUCAGCCAUGAGGCCACAGCCUGUGAAGUCGAAAGGCUGAGGCCCUUCACCUCCUACAAGCUGCGCCUGAAGGCCACCAAUGACAUUGGGGACAGCGACUUCAGUUUGGAGACAGAGGCGGUGACCACACUGCAGGAUGUUCCAGGAGAGCCUCCAGGUUCUGUCUCAGCAACGCCGCACACCACCUCCUCUGUUCUGAUCCAGUGGCAGCCCCCCAGGGACGAAAGUCUGAAUGGCCUUCUUCAGGGAUACAGGAUCUACUACCGGGAGCUGGAGUAUGAGGCUGGGUCAAGCACAGAGGCCAAGACACUCAAAAGCCCUUCAGCUUUACGAACCGAACUCACAGCCUGUGCUCCACCACAGUCCAAACCCUGGCACAGCUCUGAGGAUAGUCCAGCUGCCAUCAAGCCCCCCAGGGACGAAAGUCUGAAUGGCCUUCUUCAGGGAUACAGGAUCUACUACCGGGAGCUGGAGUAUGAGGCUGGGUCAAGCACAGAGGCCAAGACACUCAAAAGCCCUUCAGCUUUACGAACCGAACUCACAGCCCAAAGCAGCUUCAAGACCGUGAACAGCAGCUCCACAUUAACAACGUAUGAAUUAACACGUUUGAAGAAGUACAGGCGCUAUGAAGUGAUUAUGACCGCCUAUAACAUCAUCGGCGAGAGCCCAGCCAGUGCACCCGUGGAAGUCUUUGUUGGCGAGGCAAUGCUCAAACUGUACCCGCAGAACGUCCAGGUGACCCCACUCACGGCCAGCCAGCUGGAAGUCACAUGGGACCCACCGCCCCCCGAGAGCCAGAACGGGAACAUUCAGGGCUACAAGAUAUACUACUGGGAGGCAGACAGCCAGAACGAAACAGAGAAAAUGAAGGUCCUAUUCCUCCCCGAGCCCAUGGUAAAGCUGAAGAACCUGACCAGCCACACCAAGUACCUGGUCAGCAUAUCUGCCUUCAAUGCUGCUGGAGACGGACCCAAAAGUGACCCCAGGCAGGGGUGCACCCAUCAGGCUGCUCCAGGGGCCCCCAGCUUUUUGGCGUUCUCAGAGAUAACGUCUACCACACUUAACGUCUCCUGGGGUGAGCCGACCACAGCCAACGGCAUCCUGCAGGGCUACCGAGUGGUGUAUGAGCCCUUGGCACCUGUCCAAGGGGUGAGCAAGGUGGUGACAGUGGACGUGAAAGGAAACUGGCAGCGCUGGCUAAAGGUGCGGGACCUCACAAAAGGAGUGACCUAUUUCUUCCGUGUCCAAGCACGGACCAUUACCUACGGGCCCGAGCUCCAAGCCAAUGUCACAGCUGGGCCAGCAGAGGGGUCCCCGGGUUCCCCUAGAGAUGUCUUGGUCACCAAAUCUGCCUCUGAACUGACCCUGCAGUGGACUGAGGGAAAUGCUGGCACCGCCCCCACCACGGGCUACAUCAUAGAGGCCAGGCCCUCAGAUGAAGGCUUAUGGGACAUGUUUGUGAAGGACAUUCCCCGGAGUGCCACAUCCUACACCGUCAGCCUGGAAAAGCUCCGGCAAGGAGUGACCUAUGAAUUCCGGGUGGUGGCUGUAAACGAGGUGGGCUACGGAGAGCCCAGCAGCCCCUCCACAGCGGUGUCAGCUCAAGUGGAAGCCCCGUUCUAUGAGGAGUGGUGGUUCCUCCUGGUGAUGGCGCUCUCGAGCCUGAUCAUCAUCCUGCUGGUGGUGUUUACUCUGGUCUUGCAUGGACAAAAUAAGAAAUACAAGAACUGCGGCACAGGGAAGAGCAUUUCCAAUAUGGAGGAGUCUGUGACCCUGGAUAAUGGCGGAUUUGCUGCCCUGGAGCUCAACAGCCGCCACCUCAAUGUCAAGAGCACCUUCUCAAAGAAGAAUGGGACCAGGUCCCCACCCCGGCCGAGCCCUGGUGGCCUGCACUACUCAGACGAGGACAUCUGCAACAAGUACAAUGGCGCUGUGCUGACCGAGAGCGUGAACCUCAAGGAGAAGUCAGUGGACGCAUCGGAAUCCGAGUCUCCAUCACAGGCCAUCUUCGAGUUUAGGCAUGCACCUCAUUUUUCCCCUGCCUUGAACAAGGAUCAGACGAAAGAUGAAGGCUUAUGGGACAUGUUUGUGAAGGACAUUCCCCGGAGUGCCACAUCCUACACCGUCAGCCUGGAAAAGCUCCGGCAAGGAGUGACCUAUGAAUUCCGGGUGGUGGCUGUAAACGAGGUGGGCUACGGAGAGCCCAGCAGCCCCUCCACAGCGGUGUCAGCUCAAGUGGAAGCCCCGUUCUAUGAGGAGUGGUGGUUCCUCCUGGUGAUGGCGCUCUCGAGCCUGAUCAUCAUCCUGCUGGUGGUGUUUACUCUGGUCUUGCAUGGACAAAAUAAGAAAUACAAGAACUGCGGCACAGGGAAGAGCAUUUCCAAUAUGGAGGAGUCUGUGACCCUGGAUAAUGGCGGAUUUGCUGCCCUGGAGCUCAACAGCCGCCACCUCAAUGUCAAGAGCACCUUCUCAAAGAAGAAUGGGACCAGGUCCCCACCCCGGCCGAGCCCUGGUGGCCUGCACUACUCAGACGAGGACAUCUGCAACAAGUACAAUGGCGCUGUGCUGACCGAGAGCGUGAACCUCAAGGAGAAGUCAGUGGACGCAUCGGAAUCCGAGGCCACCGACUCCGACUACGAGGACGCGCUGCCCAAGCACUCCUUCGUCAACCACUACAUGAGCGACCCCACCUACUACAACUCGUGGAAGCGCCGGCCCCAGGGCGGCCGCGGCCCGGCGCCGCACAGAAGUGGCAUUUUCAAAGGCUUGCCUGCCAUUGCUGUCGAGAACCCAGGGCUUGUGUGA
Messenger RNA from Galeopterus variegatus (Sunda flying lemur), 4793 nucleotides. RefSeq names its product protein sidekick-1-like. The transcript has 36 exons. The annotation marks the transcript as partial. Lineage: Eukaryota; Metazoa; Chordata; Mammalia; Dermoptera; Cynocephalidae. The record is from RefSeq and is a predicted model, not a curated record. Gene Ontology annotation, molecular function: protein binding.